Messenger RNA from Penicillium taxi, 999 nucleotides. RefSeq names its product DUF614 domain protein. The transcript is spliced from 2 exons. Bases 1 to 999 code for a protein of 332 amino acids. NCBI's taxonomy places the organism in Eukaryota, Fungi, Ascomycota, Eurotiomycetes, Eurotiales, Aspergillaceae. The record is from RefSeq and is a predicted model, not a curated record.
AUGAGUCGACCACUGAAGUUAGAUGUUCCAAAGGUUCAGGAUGGAAAUCAAGACCAGAGAUAUUCAUUCAUGGAAACGCCUGUGGAAAUGCACCCCUCAUCCCGUUAUCAACUCUAUACAUCAUCACCACCACCGCUACCUACUUCACAGCAGCCAGUAUACGAGCAAUCCACCGAAGUCGUUCAGCAUCCAACCCAAUAUGCACAAGGAAAUAUUCAACAGUCAGCUCAGUAUACACAACAGGUACAUCCGGAUCAGUAUGCAUACCAAGCUCCCUACCAAGCUCCCUACCAAGGCGAAUACAUACCCAGUGAAAAAGAGCGACAACUACAGCGGGAGGGCAUCAUUAGCUCAUAUUCCGAGUAUCCAUCACUAGACCAACAUCCCGCAAACUACGCACCUUUUGCCGAUCAAAUUGAUUGCCCUCACUCAACAACAAUCCAAUCACCACAAAGUACCAUUCAUCCACCAUAUCAUUCCAACGAGACAGACCCCCAGCCACCAAACUCUCCAGGCCCCUUACCCACGAAGACCAAUCCCGAACCUCUCAACCAAAAUGAUACGGUGACAGUAGCACCAGAUGCAAACCCGCUCCAAUCUCCUAAACUGCCCUACUUCCCACCUCCAACAGCGGCAAAGCAUGGACCACUGGAAGACUUGGGUUCAUUCCACCAACCCGGACAGAUAAUACACCCAAACCAAGAAGUCCAAGGCGGAACAUGGUAUAAUGGACUAUGCGACUUCUCCAGGAUCGGGAUCUGGCUUUUUGCUACUAUCCAGCACACACGGACACGGAAGGCGUACGGAAUUCAUGGUGAUGUUGCAUCUGAUUGUGUCCGGGCUACCUGCUGUACAUGUUGCACCCUGAUUCAAGAUGAGAAGGAGAUCAUAAAACGUGAGCAGAAGCGUAGUCGGGCGGCACUUGAGAGAGGCACUACUCUGAUCUCGCCAUAUACAGCUCCGGGGCCGAUGACAUUUGCCCCACCAUCCAACAAUUAG